Messenger RNA from Serpula lacrymans var. lacrymans S7.9, 1062 nucleotides. RefSeq lists its product as uncharacterized. Gene Ontology annotation, cellular component: heterotrimeric G-protein complex. The coding region runs from base 1 to 1062 and encodes 353 amino acids. Lineage: Eukaryota; Fungi; Basidiomycota; Agaricomycetes; Boletales; Serpulaceae. Gene Ontology annotation, molecular function: G-protein beta/gamma-subunit complex binding; GTPase activity; GTP binding. Gene Ontology annotation, biological process: adenylate cyclase-activating G protein-coupled receptor signaling pathway. The transcript is spliced from 8 exons. The record is from RefSeq and is a predicted model, not a curated record.
AUGGGCAACUGUGUUUCCUCUCAGGAUCGAGUGGAGAAAGCCCGCUCAGAUGCAAUAGACAAACAGAUUGAUGAGGAUUCGAAACGGUUCAGGAAAGAGUGUAAAAUAUUGCUACUUGGCUCAGGCGAGUCUGGGAAAUCAACCAUCGUAAAGCAGAUGAAGAUCAUCCACCAAAGUGGUUUUUCAAAAGAGGAGCUACUUACUUACAAACCUAUCAUCUAUCGCAAUCUUCUCGACAGUGCUCAAGCAAUCAUCUUUGCUAUGAGCAAAUUCACACUCGACUGUGUCAUCCCUACAAAUCGACCAAACGCUGAUCGUAUACUCGACUAUCGGGUCGAGUCGUCGCCUUCCUUUAUAUUCUCAGAAGAAAUCGCUAAAGCCAUACAUGAACUAUGGCAGGAUCCUGUUAUACCGAAGGUCAUGGACCGCUGUAGUGAAUUCUAUCUCAUGGACAGUGCUAGCUACUUCUUUACGGAGGUUAUACGGAUAGGCUCAUAUGAUUACACACCUACCGAGACUGACGUUCUGCGUGCGAGAGCAAAGACAACCGGUAUCACCGAAACUCGAUUCAAUAUGGGCACGCUUUCAAUACACAUGUUUGACGUAGGUGGUCAACGUUCAGAACGGAAAAAGUGGAUACAUUGUUUUGAAAGUGUAACGAGCAUCAUAUUCUGCACUGCGUUGAGCGAGUAUGACCAGGUACUUCUCGAAGAGAAAAAUCAGAACCGAAUGGCCGAAUCGCUAGUCCUCUUCGAAUCUGUAAUCAACUCACGCUGGUUCCUGCGAACGUCAAUAAUCUUGUUUCUUAACAAGAUCGAUGUGUUUAAAAACAAGUUACCAAAGGUUCCUCUAGAGCGAUAUUUCCCAGAGUAUACAGGAGGCUCAGACAUCAAUAAAGCGGCGAAAUAUAUCCUGUGGAGAUUUAUGCAAGCCAACCGGGCACGACUAAGUGUAUAUCCUCAUUUGACGCAGGCAACAGAUACGACAAAUGUUCGUCUAGUAUUUGCAGCAGUCAAGGAGACUAUAUUACAAAAUGCUCUAAAGGACUCGGGCAUCUUGUGA